Molecule: messenger RNA, 12682 nt
Organism: Ahaetulla prasina
Lineage: Eukaryota; Metazoa; Chordata; Lepidosauria; Squamata; Colubridae
Gene: PTPRD
Product: protein tyrosine phosphatase receptor type D
Exons: 33
Coding region: 1109-6835 (1908 amino acids)
Biological process (GO): protein dephosphorylation
Molecular function (GO): protein tyrosine phosphatase activity; protein binding
Source: RefSeq, a predicted model, not a curated record
UUCCCCUUCGCCUCAGCAGCCAACUCUGCAACCGGCUGCCCCGAGUCCUACUCGGGGCUACAUAAAUCCUGUGAUCCGCACAGCGUUAUAAGAGGAUUUAAAAGAAUCCCUCUCGCGCGCACAAACCCAGAGCGAGGCAGGUUUCCCAAGCGUGAGAGAGAAGAGAGAGGGGAGAAAGAGAAGGAGAGAGAAGCAUCUUUCCGACUUUCUCCCUCAGCCAGCGCACGCACACCACAGCCGUCGCUUCUUCCCGGCAAAAGUCUUCCUCCUCCAUGGGUUUUGGAUGUCUUGCCGUUCCUGCCUCCAUCUCCAACUUCAUCUCUUUGGGCUGAUCAGGCACUUGAAAGGCUUCGUAGGGGGAGAGAGGGGGAGCACAAAAACUGAGGAGGCGAGCAGCAGACCCAGUUUUUUCCGUUUAUAGCACAAAGAAUAGACUAUAUUAAGAGGGGCGACCCGGGGGGAGCGAGAAGAGGGAGGAGGGAGUGAAAGGAGGAGGAGGAGGAGGAGGGAGAAGCAGGGAGAGCUCCCGGGAGCAGGAGCAGCAAGAAGAACAGAACGGAGAAGCGCCAAGAAGAAGAAGAGAAGGAGGAGGAGCAGGAGAAAGAGAAGAAAGCGGGGAACCCCGUCUGCCAGGGGAGUUGAGCCGGCUCCUUGCUCUUUGGAUGCCGUCGGCUCUCCUCAGAGACAGCCCGCCACUUUUGCGCGUUGGGCCGUCGGGGGAGCGGAGGGAUCCCUGCGAAGAGCCCCCGCCGGCAGAAGUCGGCUUGCAGACCUCACUCGCCUUUGGAUUAAAUUGGCCGCCCGAAAGACACGCCACAGCGGCGUGGGGAGAAAGCGCCAGAAGAAGUAGCCGUGGCAGCAGCAGCAAUAGUUACAGUAGUAACAUCAAGACGAGGAAGAGGAGGAGGAGGAAGAAGAAGGAGCAAGGCGAAAGCGGAGCGCCCACGGUCGUAACGGGCGGGAAGGCGGGCUUGGGCGGCGGCGGCGCUGCUGCUCGGGGGGACUGAAGGGGAGCCAGGAUGAGCAGGCUUUGAAAGUUCUUCAUCUGGAAUUUCAGGUUGGAGAUACUCGCAGUGGCUUCUAAGCCAGUGACCAAAGCUGUUGAAGCAUGCUGGUGCCAAGCUGUCAGAUGAUGCACAUAGCCAGGCCAAUAGUAGUGCUCCUAUGCUUCCUACUUUGUGCAGAUGCUGAAACACCACCAAAGUUUGCAAGAACACCUGUUGACCAGACAGGGGUCUCUGGAGGAGUUGCUUCAUUCAUCUGUCAAGCUUCAGGAGACCCAAGGCCUAAAAUUGUCUGGAACAAGAAGGGCAAAAAAGUCAGCAAUCAGAGAUUUGAGGUAAUAGAGUUUGAUGAUGGGUCUGGAUCAGUCCUCAGAAUACAACCACUGCGAACUCCACGAGAUGAAGCUAUUUAUGAAUGUGUUGCAUCCAACAGUGUUGGAGAAAUAAGUGUGUCCACAAGACUUACUGUCUUGCGUGAGGAUCAAAUUCCACGUGGUUUUCCCACCAUUGAUAUGGGACCACAGUUAAAGGUGGUUGAACGCACUCGAACAGCCACUAUGUUAUGUGCAGCCAGCGGCAAUCCUGAUCCAGAAAUAACAUGGUUCAAAGAUUUUUUACCUGUAGAUACAAGCAACAACAAUGGGCGCAUUAAGCAAUUACGAUCAGGUGCCCUCCAAAUCGAAUUGAGUGAAGAAUCUGACCAAGGCAAAUAUGAGUGUGUUGCAACCAACAGUGCGGGUACUCGCUAUUCUGCCCCUGCCAAUCUUUAUGUCAGAGUUCGCCGGGUGCCACCAAGAUUCUCAAUCCCACCCACCAACCAUGAAAUUAUGCCUGGAGGAAGUGUUAACAUCACCUGUGUUGCUGUGGGGUCACCAAUGCCAUAUGUAAAAUGGAUGCUGGGAGCGGAAGAUCUGACACCAGAAGAUGAUAUGCCAAUUGGAAGGAAUGUCCUAGAGCUCAAUGAUGUUAGGCAGUCUGCUAAUUAUACCUGUGUGGCCAUGUCCACUCUUGGUGUUAUAGAAGCAAUAGCACAGAUAACUGUAAAAGCAUUGCCCAAACCUCCAGGAACUCCUAUUGUGACCGAAAGCACAGCAACAAGCAUUACUUUGACCUGGGAUUCUGGAAAUCCUGAGCCAGUGUCUUACUACAUAAUCCAGCAUAAACCUAAGAAUACUGAGGAACUAUAUAAAGAAAUUGAUGGAGUAGCCACAACAAGAUAUAGUGUGGCUGGCUUAAGCCCAUAUUCCGAAUAUGAGUUCAGAGUGGUUGCUGUGAAUAACAUUGGAAGGGGUCCACCCAGUGAACCUGUGACAACACGAACCUCAGAGCAAGCACCAUCUAGUGCACCACGUAAUGUACAAGCUCGUAUGUUGAGCUCAACCACCAUUUUAGUGCAAUGGGAAGAACCUGAGGAACCAAAUGGUCAAAUACAAGGCUACAGAGUGUAUUACACUAUGGAUCCUUCCCAACAUGUCAACAGCUGGUUAAAACAUAAUGUGGCUGAUAGCCAUAUCACCACCAUUGGGAAUCUUGUACCACAGAAAACUUAUUCAGUAAAAGUACUUGCCUUUACCUCAGUUGGAGAUGGGCCACUUUCUAGUGAUAUACAAGUCAUCACUCAAACAGGAGUCCCAGGACAACCACUAAACUUCAAAGCUGAACCUGAAUCUGAAACAAGCAUAUUACUUUCUUGGACACCUCCACGAUCUGAUACUAUCUCCAAUUAUGAUCUUGUUUACAAGGAUGGAGAACAUGGUGAAGAGCAGAGAAUUUCUAUUGAUCCAGCUACAUCUUAUCACUUGCAAGGCCUAAAACCAAAUAGCUUAUACUACUUUCGUUUGGCUGCACGUUCUCCACAAGGUCUUGGUGCGUCAACAGCAGAAAUUUCAGCUAGAACAAUGCAGUCAAAGCCAUCAGCUCCUCCUCAAGACAUUAGUUGCAACAGCCCCAGCUCCACUAGUAUUUUGGUAAGUUGGCAACCUCCUCCAGUGGAAAAACAGAAUGGAAUUAUCACUUCCUAUUCCAUCAAGUACACUGGAACUGAUGGAGAAGAUGACAAGCCCCAUGAAAUUUUGGGAAUUACUCCAGAUACUACACAGUACCUUUUGGAACAGUUGGAAAAAUGGACUGAAUAUCGCAUUACUGUGGCAGCCCACACUGAUGUCGGACCUGGCCCAGAGAGUGAAUCUGUAUUUAUUCGGACAGAUGAAGAUGUUCCUAGUGGUCCACCUCGCAAAGUCGAGGUUGAGGCUGUCAACUCUACAUCUGUUAAAGUGUCAUGGCGUUCUCCAGUGCCCAAUAAGCAGCAUGGCCAAAUCCGAGGUUACCAGGUGCAUUAUGUGAAGAUGGAAAAUGGAGAGCCUAGGGGCCAACCUAUGCUGAAGGAUAUCAUGUUGGCUGAUGCACAGUGGGAAUAUGAUGAUACUACUGAACAUGAGAUGGUCAUAGCUGGAUUACAGCCAGAGACAACCUAUUCCCUUACUGUGACAGCCUAUACUACCAAAGGAGAUGGUGCACGAAGCAAACCUAGAUUAGUAUCUACUACUGGUGCAGUUCCAGGAAAACCUCGGCUUGUAAUUAGCCACACACAAAUGGGUACAGCUCUAAUUCAGUGGCACCCACCUGUCGAUACAUAUGGCCCCCUGCAAGGGUUCCGCCUGAGGUUUGGCCGCAAAGACAUGGAUGCAUUUACGACGCGGGAUUUUACUGAUAAAGAUGACCACUACACGGCUACUGAUAUUCAUAAAGGGACUUCUUACAUCUUCAGGCUUUCAGCUAGAAAUAAAGUGGGCUUUGGGGAAGAAAUGGUAAAAGAAAUUUUGAUUCCAGAAGAUCUACCAAGUGGAUUUCCUCAAAAUCUACAUUCAGAAAGUGCCACCUCGACCUCUGUCCAGCUAACUUGGCAACCACCCAUUUUAUCCGAGAGAAAUGGUAUAAUCACCAAAUACACUCUACAGUACAGAGAUAUCAAUGUGGCCCAUCAACAAACAGAGAUCCCUGUUGCUCCUGUUGAUACUAUUAUGACACUUUCAGGCUUAAAAGCAGAUACCACAUACGAUGUAAAAAUACGUGCACAUACAAGCAAAGGGCCCGGUCCAUAUAGUCCCAGUAUCCAGUUUAGGACAUUACCUGUGGAUCAAGCAGUGUUUGCAAAAAAUUUUCAUGUCAAAGCAGUAAUGAAAACAUCAGUCCUUCUUUCUUGGGAUAUACCAGAGAAUUACAAUUCUGCCCUGCCUUUCAAAAUUCUUUAUGAUGAUGGGAAAAUGGCAGUUGAAGUGGAUGGCAGAGCCACCCAGAAACUGAUCACCAAUCUGAAGCCUGAGACAUCCUAUUCUUUUGUGCUAACCAAUAGAGGGAACAGUGCUGGAGGUCUGCAACACAGGGUAACGGCAAAAACUGCUCCAGAUGUGCUACGCACCCAACCACUUUUCAUUGAUAAGACCAAUCUAGAUGGAAUGAUAACAGUGAAACUACCAGAAGUACCAGCAAACAAAACUAUAAAAGGUUACUAUAUAGUAAUUGUACCUUUGAUAAAGAAAUCAGAUGGAAAAUUCAUGAAACCACGCGAGAGCCCAGAUGAAAUGGAAUUAGAUGAGCUACUGAAAGAGAUAGCACGAAAACGCAGAAGCAUUCGUUUGGGGAGAGAAGCAGACUUAAAGCCAUAUAUUGCAGCACACUUUGAAGUUCUUCCUACUGAGUUCACCCUGGGGGAUAAGAAGCAGUAUGGUGGUUUUGAGAACAAGCAGCUCCAAAACGGCCAAGAAUAUGUUGUCUUUAUUUUAGCUGUGAUGGAACACUCAGAAUCAACCAUGUAUGCAACCAGCCCAUAUUCUGAAACAGUUGUAUCAGUGGAUCUUAAUCCCCAGCCAAUUACAGAAGAGGAAGAGGGUUUGAUCUGGGUUGUAGGACCAGUCCUUGCAGUUGUAUUUAUCAUCUGUAUUGUUAUAGCUAUUCUACUUUAUAAAAGGAAAAGGGCCGACACAGACUCUAGAAAGAACAGUAUUCCCAACAGUAAAGAAAUUCCUUCACAUCAUCCUACAGAUCCAGUAGAGCUAAGACGCCUAAAUUUUCAAACUCCAGGUAUGGCUAGCCACCCACCAAUACCUAUUUUGGAACUUGCAGAUCACAUUGAAAGACUGAAGGCAAAUGACAACCUGAAAUUUUCCCAAGAAUAUGAGUCAAUCGACCCAGGUCAGCAAUUUACAUGGGAACACUCUAACUUGGAAGUGAAUAAACCAAAGAACAGAUAUGCAAACGUCAUUGCUUAUGAUCAUUCUCGAGUUCUUCUAUCAGCAAUAGAAGGCAUACCUGGCAGUGAUUAUAUAAAUGCUAACUAUAUAGAUGGUUACAGAAAGCAGAACGCUUACAUCGCAACCCAAGGAGCUCUUCCCGAAACCUUUGGAGAUUUCUGGAGAAUGAUGUGGGAGCAAAGGAGUGCCACUGUUGUCAUGAUGACCAAAUUAGAGGAAAGAUCUAGGGUUAAAUGUGAUCAGUAUUGGCCAAGCAGAGGAACAGAAACAUAUGGAUUGAUUCAAGUCACAUUGCUGGACACCGUAGAAUUGGCAACAUACUGUGUUAGAACAUUUGCCCUUUAUAAGAAUGGAUCGAGUGAGAAGAGAGAAGUUAGACAAUUCCAGUUCACUGCAUGGCCAGAUCAUGGCGUUCCAGAACAUCCAACACCAUUCCUAGCUUUCUUACGACGAGUUAAAACUUGUAAUCCUCCUGAUGCUGGACCAAUGGUUGUACACUGCAGUGCUGGAGUUGGCAGGACCGGCUGUUUCAUUGUAAUAGAUGCCAUGCUAGAGAGAAUAAAACAUGAAAAGACUGUAGAUAUUUAUGGCCAUGUAACUCUAAUGAGAGCCCAGAGAAAUUACAUGGUUCAAACAGAGGACCAAUACAUCUUUAUCCAUGAUGCACUGCUUGAAGCAGUGACUUGUGGAAAUACCGAAGUGCCAGCCAGAAACCUGUAUGCAUAUAUUCAGAAGCUGACACAGAUAGAAGCAGGAGAGAAUGUCACAGGAAUGGAAUUGGAAUUUAAGAGGCUAGCCAGCUCUAAAGCUCAUACUUCAAGAUUUAUCAGUGCCAAUCUUCCAUGUAAUAAAUUUAAAAAUCGCCUUGUUAAUAUUAUGCCAUAUGAAUCCACAAGGAUAUGUUUGCAACCUAUCAGAGGAGUAGAAGGCUCCGAUUAUAUCAAUGCCAGUUUUAUCGAUGGAUACAGGCAGCAAAAAGCCUAUGUAGCUACACAGGGACCUUUGGCAGAAACAACAGAAGAUUUCUGGAGAAUGCUUUGGGAGCACAAUUCAACCAUUGUAGUCAUGCUUACUAAGCUACGAGAAAUGGGCAGAGAAAAAUGCCACCAGUAUUGGCCAGCAGAGCGCUCAGCCAGAUAUCAAUAUUUUGUGGUCGAUCCUAUGGCAGAGUAUAAUAUGCCACAAUACAUCCUAAGAGAAUUCAAGGUCACAGACGCCCGGGAUGGCCAGUCCCGAACAGUGAGGCAAUUCCAGUUCACCGACUGGCCUGAACAAGGAGUGCCAAAAUCGGGAGAAGGGUUUAUAGACUUCAUUGGCCAAGUUCAUAAAACAAAAGAGCAGUUUGGACAAGACGGGCCAAUUUCGGUUCACUGUAGUGCGGGUGUUGGAAGAACUGGAGUGUUCAUAACCCUAAGCAUUGUGUUGGAACGAAUGAGAUAUGAAGGUGUUGUAGAUAUUUUCCAGACUGUCAAAAUGUUAAGGACGCAGCGGCCAGCCAUGGUACAAACAGAGGAUCAGUAUCAGUUCUGCUAUCGAGCUGCACUAGAAUAUCUGGGCAGCUUUGAUCACUAUGCAACGUAAAAACAAAUGGAAAAACGCUGACCCAUUCUGGAUUGUUAACUACAGGCCCUUUAAGAUCCAGAGAGCCUCUUCUGAGCCAUACAGUGUGCUUGAGAAGUACUUAACUUUAAAUUAAAGACCAAUUAGUGGGAAAUAUUAACAGGAAAAAAAAAACUGCCGGGUGAACCAACAAUUCAGUCAUCAGUAAACUUAACCAGAAACAUAAUUAAAGAAACUUGACUGGGUUGAGGCACCGGAAGGAUUUCAGUUUACAGAGAUCCCAAGAUUCCGUUUUGAUUGAAAUUGAAUGAAAAGGAAGAGGACAUUCCUUCCGAGGAUGAUCAUCUCAUUCAGGACCGCAUGAUAAUGAACGAUGCCAACGUUAGGUUUCUGCAAUUCAGCGCCAGAUGUUCAUCAGGAGGCCCGUCCCGGCUCCUCCAGAACAAAAUCACCUCUUGGUUCCAACAUCCCCCCCCCUUCCCGCCAUAUUGCUCAUCAGUAACCUUUGGUGUUGGGAGGGCAAAGGGCAAAUGUUUGAAAAGAAAGUCCUUGAUUUAGUUUUCUAGUAUUGUAAAGAUACUGCUGACCUGUGCUUCAUUUUUAACUGUGCAAACUUUUUUUUCCUUUUUUUAAAAACAACAACAAAGGUUUAUCAUUCGAUGAAGUAAAUUCAAACAAAAAUUGCAUACCCGUUCAAUUUUUUUGUUUGUUUCUGAAUUGUAGUUUUUUUUAUGCUGUAGAACUGUUAUCUGUAAUAUCUCGCUGUAGAAAUGUUAAAUAAUUUUGACAAUUUGCACAUUUUUGUGCAGCCCUAUAUUUAUCUCCAGGACCACAUUCUCAUUUAGAUCUUGCUUUUACAUUUGAUUUUUUUUCCCAAUGAAAUAUAAAUCAGUUAAUCUACAUAUGGGAGAUUUUGUUUUUAUUUCUUUUGGAAUCAACAGGGAAGCGCAAGUAUAAAGCUGCUACUAACACUCACAAGUUUCUCUUUCUAUUAUAAAUAUAUGUAUAUCUCUCUCAUUCUCUCUCUAUCCAUCUACAACAAUAAUACGUAGAUAGACAGAAAGAAAUGCACAUAAAUAUAAAUAUAUAAAUAUAAAUAUACAUGUAUCAGUUCUUCCAUGACUUGGAUUUGUUGAAGUAGUAGGGGGAAAAUCCAAAUUGAUACAUUCAGACCAUACAAUAUUUCUACACAUCUCUGCAUUUCGAGGUUUGCUUUUGAGGGAUUUGUGUUUCUUUUAUCUUUUUGUUUUGCUUUCUUUUCAAUUUCCUAGGGGAAAUGAGGAAUGCACAUCAGUGAUACUUGAAAUUCAACCUUACCCAAAUCUAACGGGUAGAAAUCAUGUGCACACACAUCAUUCAUCACCCAUGCACAUUAAGGUUUGAUCCGCAGUUACUAGAAGAAAAGGCCCAUUAACUCAGUGGGACUUACUUCUAAAUAAACCUGCUUAGGGAUUGCAUUGCAUAUCAUGUUAUAGCUCUCAGUGAGAUUUCAUAUUUGGAAAAUUUUAGUGCAACAGCAUCCAUAAUAAGUAUAGGAAGUAGGCAUACGAAGGAGGUCAGUGCAUAUCCGUAACGGAAGGAAAAUGCUAUAAUAGUUGUCAAGGGUUUUUAAAAUGUAUCCACUUAUAAAAUUGUCCACAGCAUAGAAUAAGAUAUUUGGAAUGAGACGUAUAAUGGGGCAAAGCCAAACACACGUUGCCAGAAUAUUUUCUGGCAUACAGCACCAGUUAGAAAUGCUGUUUUCCAGUUUUAAUUUUUGCAUUUAGAGUGCCUUAUAUUUGAUGCCUAUUUUGAUAGCAUUGCUUCAUUUUUAUUUUUAUUUUUUGUCUAUGUUUGCUCCAACAGAAACUCUGUGAUUUUUCAUCAACCUUUUUUUUCCUCCAGUUAACACAGUCUCUUUUCAGGAUGUGAAGUUUUUCUUAACAAUAUUCAUUCCAAAUUUUCCCCAUUGAUAUUUUUAAAAUCCAUAACAGAGGGUAGUCAGGCACCCUGUAGGCACAGGCAAACUAUUUCAAAAAUGUCGCCAGCUGGCAUUCAUAACUAUAAUUUUAUUUUGUUUUGUUUUAUAGACAUGCUGCUAUUCUAAAAAUAUAAUAAAAUAUGCUCCUAAUACUUUAGGAAUGGCAAUUUGACUGGGUUUGGAUCCCUACUCAUGUACGUGAAUUUUACUGGAGGCCAUAACAGGUUCUUUUAACUCAAGCUGGGAGGGAUCCUGAGGUCAACUGGAUUGGACAAAGGACUUAUGGUGGUAUUGUCUAAUGACAACUGAAGAAAUGGAUUGUGCCACUUGAACAGAAGCCAUUGUUUCUUAUAUUGGGCUAGGUCUACCUGGUGCCAUGUUUGAUCAAAAUAUAGAUCACAAAGAAAUGUUUAUAGAUGUGUUUCCAUAAAGAAAAGCAACCAAGAGUAUACCUACAUCAACAUUUAUUUUUCCAUGUUUUCCACCAUUACCAGAAAUAAAUAUAUUAAAAGACCAAACACUAGAAAGCAUUCUAUUUGAGCACUUUUAUAUAUAUAUAUAUUUUAAGAAAAUCAAUUAAAAAGCGCAAAAAACAAAAAAAAAUCCACAUACAUAUGUAUAAUAGUUUUUAAAUAAGCAUUAUAGAAGGCUACCUCAGAGUGAGAUUCUUUAAUUCUACAUCAGAAUCCAACAUGAAUGUGUGCACUGCAUGUUUCCUUUUGAUUUGUUUCUGUCAAAAAUAAAAAAGGGCCAGGCUACAUACUGAAUUCACACAUUGAAUCAAAAUGAUGGCUCGACAGAUUGACGUGCCAUCCAGCGAUACUGGAGAGGCACGGUUGCAUAAACGCUUUGGGUGAAUUGGCUUAAAUUCAAGCACAAACCUGCAAGGGCCAAAGCAAUAGAAUAUUCCCCCAAAGAGCAGGACCGCGUGAUGUGGAUCGGUUGGGUCUUGUAGAAACUGGGACGCUAAGGUGUUAGUAAUCGUGGGUAUAGCUGUCAGCAAGGUAUGGCAGAAGGAUGUGGCAGCUUAGGAAGCGAUCAAUCGUAUGUGAGCAAGAGCAAGACCUCCUGGUCCAAGUCAGGGCACAAUUGGCGCACAAGAUGGAUCUGUGUAAAGUUGCACCAUCAUCCCUGUAGAGGCCGUGUAUCUAGGACAGGGGUGUCAAACUCACGGCCCGCGAGGCAGAUGCAUCACGCACUGACUACGCCCACCCCCGGUUUAGGGAAGGGGGGAAAAAGUUGCAAUAUGUCAGGUGACGAAAAUGUGAUGCCACAAGUUUGACACCCCUUGUCUAGGAGGACUCCAAUUGUGCCCCAGCUCUAUCUGUGGACAUCUUGUCCAGACAUGCCUUUUAAGGUGGCUGACUACAGAUCAGGGCCAGCCUUUGUCCAACAAUCAUUUGUUUUGUAAAAGAAGUUCAUAAGCUAAAUCAGUAGGAAGAGCACGCAUGACACCAAAAAGCCACCAAAUAAAUAGCCAGUCCUCUCCAAGCGACUAUUCAGGAGUUGCUUCUAAAGAGAUUUCUAUCCAAAUCAUUGAUGUGCAUUCCAUUUGGGUUUCUUUGCGGUGUGGUGAUUUUUCUUCUUCUCUCAUUUCCUUUUCCUUUUCUUUUUUUUUCAACGAGUCGGUCUCGUGAAUCGUCAUUCACCAUAGUCGGCAUUUUGUUUCCUCAGCAUAAUCAGUACGGUGCUAUUAUUUACCUAUGUAUGUGUAGUUAUGUAUAAUUUUGUAAUUAGUUAAUGACGGAGAAAUACACAAACUAUAUAAGAAUUAUUUGUACAGAACUUUUAUUUUAGCUCUCUUUUUUAAAAAAAAAAUGGUUUGCAUGGUUAGCCGUUGGUGAGGAUGGAUGGGCAAAGGAGGGUGAUCUGCACUUUCUAUAUCUUUGUACUAUGCACUGCCCUAUUGAUUCUACACCCAAUAGUAUUAUUACUUGAACCCAUCUGUAAGAAAACCAAUUAUGAAACUCCACUUGUGUGUAUGUAAAUAACACAAAAACAUGAUAAAAGAGGGGGAAAGUUUGCAGGGACAACAAUGAAACACAGAUUUUCCCUCUUUUUUAUUCCCCCCUCCUUCUGGUUUUAAUCUUUUAAUUUUUAAGAGCCCUGAUACUCCAAAAGACUAUCAUCAGAGGGCUGAGGGUCCCGUCAUCCAUCUUGUUAUGUGGCGUUGCCAUUCAGGCUUGGAGUGUCUUUACAAAAAUAAUACAAGUUGUGUUCUCUGCUCUCGUUUUGGAUGCCUAGACUGAAAAAUUAAAACAAAAAAAAAACCUUGUAAAAUGGCUUGUUAAAAAAAAAUACAAUUACCUCUAAUCAGUAGUACGCGUAAAUGUUUUACAGAAUGAAAGGCGUGCUUUUUAUUUUCUUACUUCGUUACCUUAGUGGCGAAAGAAAGUCUGUAUGGAAAUCAGUUCUUUGCUGACACAAGCUCCAUUUGUUACAAAUGAAUUCUAAUAAAAAUGUCAGUGUUACGCAACUCCGGUUGUCUUUUCUCACACUUCUGCUUGUCAGAGUCCCUCGUUUUUUAUUUCACCAGAUACCACCGGACAGGGCUUGUCAAUUUGUUGAAAUUGCUAAAAAAAUGAGGUGUUCGUUAUUUAUAUUUGUGUUUUUGCAUUUCUGACCAAUGGCCAAAAUAAAUACUCUGUUUAAAAAAUGACUAGGGACAGCCUGAGUUCACUAGCAAAGCAACCGCCAUUUGAAAGGACAGCAAUAUCUUGAAGCAAUUUUCUGGGCUGUGGAAGCACUAAUGCUUUCAUGACAUUAUCGUCCAUGUAUGGUCCCAAAUUUGUUCAUCAGUUUCUUAUUCUUGCAGGCAUAGCCUCUGGUAAUAGGGAAUAUCUUUGAUCUAAAUUAGAUAAUAUAUCAUUUCGCCAAAGCUUUGAUUUACUUCCUCCUAUAAGAAGGGGGAAAGCUUUCUUGACAGAGUUUUUAUGUAGCAGCAUAAAAUGCGAUGACUACAGUCCUGUGAAAUACGGAUUUUAUGUUCAUCUGCUACAGUGUUUGAAGCUGAUUGCUUCAAAGGGGGACAGCCUUUAAACUGGCAAACACUAGUCCGAUAUUAGAACAGAUGUACGGUUUUCUGUCACCCAGAAUCUAUAGGGAUUAGACCAGCAUAUUAAUAUUGUUAAAUAAAUAAAUUCCACACGUGUGUAUGAUCUGCAUGUACAAUCAUAAAUAAAUGUUUAAGUUGCCUAUCUACACACAACUGUAGAGGGGCUUUGCAAGGAAUGGUUCAAGCUAUAGGCUCUCAAUGCAAUAAUGUUAGAGAGGUUCUUUAUCACUUACUUGGUCAAUAGGAUGGGACAUGCACCUAAUCAGAAAUAAUGAAAUGUGAGCAGCUGCAUCAGAAAUGCAGAAACCAAUUUUUCUUAGCACAAAUGCCUCAGGCUGUCAAGAUAUCUGUAUUUUAGGAAACCAACCACCUCUGAAGAACGGCUGGAGAAUCUUUGUCCAGAGCCUUUGUUCAGGUACUCCAUGGAGUGUACACAGUGCUUGUUGUGUGUAUUCAGUCCUUGAGUGUUGAAGCCUAAUCAAAGCAGGUGCUGAAAAUGCAAACAGCCUGCCUUGGUUCUGUCUUAAGUGAUCUAACAGUAUGAUGUUUACUUCGCAGCUGAACAAAAUAUUGAUUUGGGAACCUCAAACUCAGCAUAGCAGUUGUAUUUUUAUUGUGCUUGUUAUUCUCUGGAACCGCUCACAACGAAGGAUAUUUCUGCCACUAUCACAGAUUGGUUAUCCUCAUUCUGAAGCCCCUUUAGUUUUUACAACAGUGGGGGUGGGGGGGAAACCAAUUAAAAUGAUUUAUUUGGUGCUCUUUCCAGUGGCAAACUUAUAUAUGUGGGGUGCGUGUUUGUAUGUUAAGUAAUUAUAUUGCCAAAGCAGAAUAUUUUUGGCAUUCUGAAAUAAUG